Messenger RNA from Sciurus carolinensis (gray squirrel), 2656 nucleotides. RefSeq names its product family with sequence similarity 78 member B (gene Fam78b). The record is from RefSeq and is a predicted model, not a curated record. Bases 665 to 1450 code for a protein of 261 amino acids. The transcript has 2 exons. Lineage: Eukaryota; Metazoa; Chordata; Mammalia; Rodentia; Sciuridae.
CCACCCGGCCGCGGCCCCUGGCGCCCCCAGGCCGCGGCGUCCGGCGAGGAGUGUCGGCGAGGCCCGGCCGCGGGGCGGGGCCGGCGGGAGCGCGAUCUCCGCCGCCGCCGCUGCCUCCGCCUGCCGCUCGGGCCGCCCGCUCGCCGCCGCUGGGUGCGCUGCACGCGGGGGGCAGCGCGGUGCAGAGGUUCAUGCAGCAGCGGCGGCGGCGGCGGCGGCUGCUGCUGCUGCCGCCGCGGAGGCAGACAGACCGGGCGCUGCCGCCGCCGCCCUCCCCCGGCUCCAUGCAGCCGCCGCCACCUCCUCUCCGGCGAGGGGCGGGGGGCUCCGGCCCCGGGUGGGCGCCACUCCGCGCAGCGCCGCUCCCCUCCCUGCCCUCCGCCCGGGUGCCGGAGCCGGCGAGGGCGCCCGCCGCCUCCUAGGAGCGCACGCUCCGCGCGCCCUGCUGGAGCGAGGGGGCGGGCGUGGGCGGGCGUCCGGGCAGCCGGCGAGAGGAGGGGGCUUCCCCGAGGAUGCCCGGCGGCCGCACCUCGCCCCGAGGCGCGAGCUGAGCCCGACCGGGACCAAGCGGCGCGUCGCCAUGCCGGCGUGACGGGCGCCCCCGGCUGCCCGCGCGGGCCCCCACGCUGCCCCACGCCGAGCCGCGCCGGCGCCGGGCGGCAGGAUGGGCUGUAUCCAAAGCAUCACCUGCAAGGCGCGGAUCCGGCGCGAGAACAUCGUGGUGUACGAUGUGUGCGCCACCAUCGACCAGUGCCCCACGCGCAUCGAGGAGACCUCGCCCAUCGUCCUGCGCUACAAGACCCCCUACUUCAAAGCCUCGGCCCGCGUGGUCAUGCCCCCCAUCCCCCGCCACGAGACCUGGGUGGUGGGCUGGAUCCAGGCGUGCAACCAGAUGGAGUUCUUCAACACCUACAGCGACCUGGGCAUGUCAAGCUGGGAACUGCCCGACCUGAGGGAAGGGAGAGUAAAAGCCAUCAGUGACUCAGAUGGGGUGAGCUACCCUUGGUACGGGAACACCACGGAAACCGUGACCCUGGUCGGCCCCACCAACAAGGUCUCCAGGUUCUCUGUCAGCAUGAAUGACAACUUCUACCCCAGUGUGACGUGGGCGGUGCCCGUGAGCGACAGCAACGUGCCACUGCUCACGAGAAUCAAGAGGGACCAAAGUUUCACCACCUGGCUGGUGGCCAUGAAUGCCACCACGAAGGAGAAGAUCAUUCUGCAGACCAUCAAGUGGAGGAUGCGGGUGGACAUUGAGGUGGACCCUCUUCAGCUCUUGGGGCAGCGGGCCCGCUUGGUGGGCAGGACUCAGCAGGAGCAGCCCCGAAUCCUAAGCCGGAUGGAACCCAUCCCCCCCAACGCACUAGUGAAGCCCAAUGCCAACGAUGCCCAGGUCCUCAUGUGGCGGCCCAAGCGGGGGCCACCCCUGGUCGUGAUCCCUCCUAAGUAGAGGCAGACUGUCCGACUGUGGAGCAAACUCCAGGAGGCACUCAGUGAGAUUGCCAGGUGGCAGGAGCCACGCCAAGUCUGAGCCAAAGCAGACCUCUCAGCUGGCCAGCCCCCCGCAGCCGCCGUGAAGAGCGAGUCCUUAGGAAAUGCCCCUUCCUCGUAGGAGUAGGGAGUCACUGAUCGACAGGCUUGCUGUGACUGUCUGCAAGCAGCCACGUUUGGAGCUGAUCAGGACGAUUCCUUUAUUUGACUAUUGCCCAUUUCUGCCCUGUGAGAUGCAGGGUACGGAAGUGCAACUAAACAGUGCCUGUGGCAAACGCUGCUUCCCAACCAGCGGGACGCGGAGUGAAAACAGCGAACCAGGUGUUUGUGAGACUUGGUCCCUCUGGAUGGAGGGGCUGGGGAAUGGGUGGCACAGGUGGUGGAGGAGAGGGGGAGGGGAGAGCGGGCCAGCCUGUUGUCAGUUGGCCCAGCUUGGGACACGCACUGGAAAGCAGGGAGCACUAGCAGGCCGGAGGAAUCCGGGCCUCCUGGGAACUGUCCAGGGUGCUGACGCACAGCAAACGAUGCAGACGCACCGCGUCCCCCUCGCCAAAAAGGAGGAGCCGGGCGUCCUCAGGCACAGUCUGGACGCACAGUCCUGCUUCUGCAGCAGCCCUGUGUUUGGGCCCCGCGUGUUUUUGGUGGAGCCCAAACUGAUUUUGUUUACAGCUGCUUAUUCUUCUCCCAUCACCAGCCCUAACUUUACAAAAAAAGAUUGAUAAGCCAUGAAUCCGUGGAGGGUUUCAGCAUUUCAACAGGCAAGAACGGUGUUUUCAGGUGUGGUUUUUUUGUUUUUUUGUUUUUUUUUUUUUUUUUAGCCUCUGAAUGAUUUGAACACAUGCAAUGCACACGUAUAUGCACACACAUGCACACGCACAGGCAUGCACCCAGCAUGUGACUGACGUGCCAGAUGUGCCUGUGUAUGUACCGUGGCCUCAGCACACAGUGACAAGGCCGUUUCCCACAAUGUUUCCUACAGCUCACCUUCACAGAGAUGCACCUGGGGCAUUGGGGGAAGGUGCUUCCUAAGUGUAGCAUCAGCUCCUUAGUGAAAAUCUGGGCUGUUCACACAGGGGGCCUGUGUGGCUGAGACCCAGCCAGCAGGGAUGGGAGGCCUGGCUUCCUCCUUCCUUCCGUUGGGCCCCUCUGAAACUCCUUAAACAGU